Molecule: messenger RNA, 516 nt
Organism: Trypanosoma theileri
Lineage: Eukaryota; Euglenozoa; Kinetoplastea; Trypanosomatida; Trypanosomatidae
Exons: 1
Coding region: 1-516 (171 amino acids)
Source: RefSeq, a predicted model, not a curated record
AUGUCGGCUGGGGAUGCUGGCGGUAGUGGCGGUGUAUUUAAUGCAACACCGGAGGAAUUUGUGAAGGCCACAGCAGACGUCACCUCACGACUGCGAGAAGCUGUGGAUGUGGCCCGGAAAGAUCCAUCGAAGGAAAUUGGAAUAUCUUCAGAGGAACUUCAACAACGACGUAAACUGGCAACAACACCUCGAAAUUUUGUUGGGGAUGGGACCAAUCGUAUGUUUGAAGUAAAGAGUUCGGCUAGAGCGCAGCAGAUCAUGAAUAAGGGUCUUCUUGAUAAGCAGCGGGAAAUGCGUCAGAGAGAGGUGCUUAAGAAGAUGGGUAUUCUACGUAAGGUGCAGGUGGGAUUGUUUAUUGUUGGUAUAGGGUUUGUCUGGUGGCUUGGGGUGGAGUUCCUCUUACCACAGUACGCGGCUGUGCAGGAGCGAAAUCGUAUUCUGCAGUUACGGUAUGAACGAGCACAGAUGAAACUUGAGGAGCUUGAGAAACAAAAACGUCAGUCAACUGAAUCGUAA